This is a messenger RNA of Oppiella nova, 910 nucleotides long. Lineage: Eukaryota; Metazoa; Arthropoda; Arachnida; Sarcoptiformes; Oppiidae. The record is from the annotation of a GenBank genome assembly.
AUUUAAUUUAUAGUUAUUUGCUUUAUUUAAGCAGUACAGUGUAUUCAAAUUGUAGGACUCAAAUGUAAAACAAACUAAAGUAGUCUAAGCAAGCACAAUGUCAGAAAUGCUUAAGAAUUUGAACAGAGAAUCACUUCACUCUGAAAGUAGGGCCUCUGUUGAGGAUCGGCUAAAAGUGUAUGAAUUAUGUAAAACACAUUUAGGCGGCCAUUGGAGUGAUGUUAGUGCCGACCAACUGGUCAUCAAACGCGUCACAUGUGUGGCACUGUUUGCCAAAAAGAUGGCAAAAAUGCAUUCAUUAGACGUACCCAUAGCUAAGGACAGCCACCAGUUCCUUAUGAAAAACUAUUGGGAUUUGUUUGCGGCGCCGGUAUUCGAGUCCUACAAAAAGGGACACAUCUAUGAGGAGAUCCAAAGACACAAAUUGCAGACAUUUAUGGAAAUGGAUUUAUGCGAUGAGAUGUCGUGGGCUAUGGAGGUGUCGGUGGGUUUGGGAGGGCCGGUAGUCUUCACGCACAACGAUCUCAUGCGUCGCAAUAUAUUAGUCCGCAAUACGUGUCAUACAAAUGCCGACGAUUUGGACGUCUUUAUAGUGGACUACGACUGGAGUUGUUAUAUGUUUAGGGGCGCAGACUUUGCUGACUAUUUCAUCGACUGGUGUCAACCGGAACUGGAUUUCGGUGGCAAUCACUUCCCGACCGAUCAACAGAUGUACGCCUUUAUCGACGCCUACAUCUCGGAAAUGAGUGCACUUUCGGGCGAUUCCUAUACUAAACGUGUAGUGAAUUCACGCGAAACACUGGUAAUGGAGGCGAAAGUGUUUGCUUUGGUCUCGUUGUGUAAAAUUGUCUUUUGGUCCCUAAAGAUAGGAAUCGAUGAAAACCCGGAGUAUUUGGUGAAUAGUUUUUAA